CAUCUGUGAGUGCUUUCGUUCGUUCGUGGGGCAGCCACGCAGACUCCAAGCACAUCACACCUACUUGAUACGACUUCCUCGCAUGAAGUUGUUUUAGAGUUUUGGGUUUAAUAUUUUGCAGAAUACCUGGACAUGUCUUUGAAAAGUGUUGUGACUGGUGCUAGGCUGUGUGUCGCGCCAUUAAGGCAAGCGGCUGCUGCAAGACUAAGCACCAGUGCCAGGCAUGGUGUCAGCUACUCCCCUGUGCCGAAGCCCCUACAGGGGAAAAUGAAAUUGUUCCAGACUGACAACGGUCUCCCAGUGCACGUCAGAGGAGGACCUCUUGACAAAAUGCUGUACGCAAUAACGGCAGUUGUCUGCACUGUUGGAUUAAUCGAGUGUUUCCACGUCUACUACGUCCUUUCCUACACUGCCAAGAAGGACUAGUCGGGAUACAGUUUCAUUCCUUCAUUUCAACUGCAGUAAAUCUCACCUCAAAGAAAUUACUCUCCUUUCCCAAGGCAUAACAGAUAUUCUGCCAAAUAUUUCCUGGUUUCAAAAAUAUUCUUAGGAUAACUUCUUUCUCGCGCUUUUUUUUUUUUUUUUUUUU
Messenger RNA from Macrobrachium nipponense, 589 nucleotides. Its product is annotated as cytochrome c oxidase subunit 7A2, mitochondrial-like. Bases 133 to 426 code for a protein of 97 amino acids. Lineage: Eukaryota; Metazoa; Arthropoda; Malacostraca; Decapoda; Palaemonidae. The transcript has 3 exons. Gene Ontology annotation, biological process: mitochondrial respirasome assembly; mitochondrial electron transport, cytochrome c to oxygen; regulation of oxidative phosphorylation. The record is from RefSeq and is a predicted model, not a curated record.